This is a messenger RNA of Chenopodium quinoa (quinoa), 1351 nucleotides long. Its product is annotated as protein FAR-RED IMPAIRED RESPONSE 1-like. The transcript has 2 exons. Gene Ontology annotation, biological process: regulation of DNA-templated transcription. Bases 18 to 971 code for a protein of 317 amino acids. Lineage: Eukaryota; Viridiplantae; Streptophyta; Magnoliopsida; Caryophyllales; Amaranthaceae. The record is from RefSeq and is a predicted model, not a curated record. Gene Ontology annotation, molecular function: zinc ion binding.
GGCACACUCAAAAUAAAAUGGAUAAUGAUUCGAAGAAUAAGCGUCCGGAGUGUAAGACUCCAAUUCCUUUAGAGAAAGAUGCUUCUGAAUUGUUUACAACAACAAUUUUCUAUGAAUUUCAAUAUGAGCUUGAAAUUGGAUGUUUUAAUUGUGGUGUUGAGGAGAUGAAGAAGGACAAUGAGCUUUACAUUUUCAAUUUGAGGGAAGGAACUAGAAGGAGGACUUUUGAUGUUGUUUUUGAUCCAACUACCUUUGAUACCAAGUGUUUUUGUAAAAAAUUUGAACGUGAUGGUGUGCCUUGUAGGCAUAUGAUUUGGGUGUGGAAGGCAAGGAUGUUAGAAAAAAUUCCCAAGGCCUACAUUCUAAAUAGAUGGUGUACAAUGGCUUAUAAGAAGCCCAUUUUUGAUUUAGAGGGUAAUGUGUUGGAGGAAUGUAUUAAUGCAGUAGAUAAGAAAAUGUUAUUAAAUGAUUUGUGGUCUGAAAUUCAUGCUUGUGUGAGUUUAGUGCAAAACAAUGAAUAUGAUCUUAGUGAUCUUGUCAAAAAACUUCGAGCCAUGAGGGUAGAUUUGGAACAGAAGAAAACAAAUGGAAGCAACAAUCUUUCGAGCAAAGUUAAAGACAUUGAAAUGCUUAUUGGAGCUAGUCUACCUUCUAAUGUUUUAAUCAAACCUCCUAAAAUUUCGAAGAACAAAGGCACGGGGGUUCAUGUUCCAAAUCAGGUCAAUGUUCCAAAUGAUGUCCAUGUUCCAAAUCAGGUUCAUGUUCCAAAUCAGGUAAAUGUUCCAAAUGAUGUCCAUGUUCCAAAUGAUGUCCAUGUUCCAAAUGAGGUUCAUGUUCCAAAUAGUGACAAAAGAAUGAAGAGUGACAGAGAAAAGUCUAUUGAACAAAGUCAAAAGAAGAAGAGAUUAUGUAGAGCAUGUGGGGAGCUUGGUUAUCAUGAUAGUCGUAAUUGCCCUGGAAAAGUCAAGUGAUAUUGUUGGUGAAUAUACUAUUAAUCCAGUUGCAUGAGAUGUUAUAUAUUUAGAAACAAUAUCUCAUUUACUAGCACGUAAAAUAUUAUUCAUGUAAUUCUUAAAAUAUAAGAACUCAAUUUAUUUACUUUUAGAAACAAUAUAUUUUUAUUUCUUUUUUGUCCAAUUAUUAUUCAGAGUAUCUCUACUAGUGUUUUUCUUAUCAAUUUUUAUGUUAAUUAAAGUUGAUUAUAAUGUUUUAUAACAUCUCCUGUCUUUUCAUCUUCCCCCCUUUUCGUAAUUAUAAGUUGUUUUAUUAAGUCAAUUUGAACUACGAGUAAUGAUAGUACAAGCAUUUUAGAUACCUUUAUUAAACAACAUUUAGUUGAAUCUUGCUUUAA